GCGUCUGCUCUGCCUUGCUUGGUCGCACAUCGAAAUCCUCAGACGCCGCAGAGGGCGGCUCUCUGCUGUGCUGUUCAUGAUCUUUGGUACAGUGCACUGGUCGAUACUUCUGACAGCCUACUACAUCGAGUACGAUGCGGCCAGCCCUGUGGAAAAGUCGCACAAGGUGAACUUGAAGAUUGACGCGGUGCCGGUUUACGUCACACGCGAGCAUGGCUCGGCUUUCACCGAGUGCUUGAUUAGAAAUGAAUGGAGGUACGAGGCCUGCGACCUGAAAUUGGAUACGGUAUGUGAAUUGCCGUUCUAUGCCAACGAGAGCUAUACUCGGGCGCUGUGUUUCGAAUGUGCUCGUCGGAAGCACACCGUGCUGCAUCACGGAGACCAUCACGAUGGGUCGGCCGCGAAUGACUGUCUUUGGCCAAAGCUGCCAAGCCAACCUUGUUUUUACAACCCUGAAGUGGGCGGUGGUGUUGUUGAUUGGCUGGGUCCUUCGGCAUGGCUACCUGGUGUCCGGCCUGGGGACGAAAUCUUUCAGCAAAGGAUCCUGGCUCGAUAUUCUGGAUGCCAUACUCUUCAGCGAAAACCUGUCCAGCGAUUGCAUUCGUUUUCCGGCUUAUGGCUUUUCGACGAGUGGGCAGCCGCAAAGGAGAGAUCAGGAGAGAUUGAGCGAGCUGCUUCGACUGAGUUCGGUCCGAAGCGCUACGCUACGCUGAGGUACCUGACCUGGUUAGUGGCUUUCUUGCUCGUCAUGUUCUCGCAGAUUCUCUAUGCGGCGGUGGCGCCCUACAAUGGAGAACAGGCCGGGCGGGACCUUCCGGAACGUGUCGGCUCUACACGCUUGUUUAGCUUCGAUAGCUUAGCUUUUCUCGCCGCUUCGAUCGGAGCCUUUCGACGAUCUUCUGGCUUCCAGCGCUCAUGGAGAGUGGGACGGGUGAAAGCACGGGGUUUUGUUGUCACGAGUGGUGCGAUCCGCAAGCGGUAUCUCUUUUCAGGCCGCAGAGGCGUCGUCGCCAUCACCGGCAGCUCCUCUGAUGUGCCUUGGACUCCCUUGGACACUAUGAUCCUGCCAAGCUGA
Molecule: messenger RNA, 1075 nt
Organism: Symbiodinium sp. CCMP2456
Lineage: Eukaryota; Dinophyceae; Suessiales; Symbiodiniaceae
Source: the annotation of a GenBank genome assembly